AUGAACACAACAAGCUUUGCAAGUGAGAUUAGCUGCAGCGCUAGAUUCUCCUUGGAAUCAGGUACGAUCCUUAUUUGUCUGAACAGUCUCUCCAGCGCGUUUUGCCUAUUCGGAAAUGGUAUUGUUUUGAUCGCGAUCUAUCAAACAACAACACUGCAAACUGUAUCAAACUUUUUCAUCGCUUCCUUGGCCGUCGCUGACGUGUCCGUGGGCCUGUUGAUGAAUCCGAUACUGAUUUCAAAAGUUGCGCUGGAUCGGUGGCAAGGGAAUCAUUGGUUAUCAAAAUUGGCAGAUUUUAUGUGGAUUCAAAGCACAACAAGCACCACAUUUAAUUUAUGCGCAGUUAGCAUUGACAGAUAUGUGGCUAUCACGUCUGUGUUCAAGUACCACAGGAUUAUGACGCGCAGAAAAUGCUAUGUAGCAUUGACUGUCAUCUGGCUCUUUUCCUUCAUAUUUGGCUCAGUAAGACUUACCAUCAAUAACCCGGCUAGACUGCCAAGGCUUUGGAUUUCAACGACGAUCCUAACAGUUAUCGUCCCCCUGUUUUUAAUCGCAUUUUGCUAUCUGCAAAUAUACUAUGUAGCAAGAGCGCAGUGCAAAAAGAUCGCGGAACGUAAAUUAAGCGCCGAAGAGGCGCGAAUAUCCGCCAAAAACCGCAAAGCCGCUUGGACGGCGGCCAUAAUUAUUUCAUUGUUCGUAGUCAUGUGGAUACCAAGUUUCAUUGCAUCCUGUUUAGAACUUACAACAGUUGAUCGUUGUAAGAAAUUGCGAAUUGACUUUGCGUGGUUCUGGCUCGCCUUUUUAUGUUUUUGCUCGUCAGCGAUAAAUCCCUGGGUCUAUACCAUAAGAGUACCAGAGUUUAAAAAUACUUUGAGGAGAAUCUUGGGUCGAACUCGUUUGAAAAGAGAGCUUUCAAGGAGCAUUGCGGCCAGCUUUCGAAACUCUAAAAGCGUGUCAUGAUUAAUCACUUCUCGCAAGCUUUCAAGAAUAACGAAAGUAUAAAGACCACGAUGUAUAAUGCGAGCUUAUCUCGUCAGAUGGUCAUUUCUGUACUGUAAUUAAGAUGUCUAAAAUGUCGAAGUUGGUUGUCAGCUGUCAGUAACGUCUUAAAAUUUAAUUGAAAGUCUAAGUAUUUCGUUUUGAAGAAAAAACAAAGAAUUGAGAUUGUUAGAGGAUAAGACGUCGAAGACCCCUAAGCGAUCUGCAAUGCCCACUCGGAGUUGCCUAGUUCCUGGGCCUUAUUAUUCCGCGAGGCCUAUGCGUUUUGGGUCACGUGGACCGAGCAAGUUUUUACGACGCGCGGAGCACGACACACUGCUAACCAAGGCAAUGAAUCAAACAAUGAAGAAUGGUUAACAAUCUUAUGCUGUGCAGCUACGCUUAGAAAAACAUCAAACUCCGCCAUAGGUAAAAACAUUUGAAGCAUUGAUUUACUUUUUACGCGUUAUUCGUAACAUCGUAACAAACUAUGACGCUCAACGGAGACGAAUCAUCCUCACUUGCCUGUCCUUUCUCUAAUGCUCUUUCUUCUUUUUUCCAGUAACCGCUAAGAAAAUUGAGGAGGAAACAAUGAUGAUCCCAUCAAGUAAAGCUUUUGGAUUAUACUUUCUCCCUAUCCGAAUCUUAAAACUUACUAGCGAGUCAUAUUUAGUUAUCCUCUAUCAUUCAUAAUAAACAAUUCAGUUGAAAUCGCCAUCUAUCCUUCCAAACUAAAGCAUGCCAAAGUGAUACUUGUUUUCAAAAGUGGUGAUGAGACCUUCCUUCCAAGCCAAGAAUAUCGCUCCUUUCCGUUUUUAACCGAAUUUUCGAAAAACUCAUGUAUAAUCGUCAAAAUUAAAAGCCUAUCUGGAUAAGCACCGCGUAUUUUGUAAAUCUUAGUAUGGUUUCCGUGAUACAACAGGCCAUUCUAGACAUAAUAUGCCAAAUACAAACAAAUAUGGAUCCCAAUUUUUCUCGUGCGGUAUUUUAUAGAUCUACGAAAGGCAUUCGAUACGGUCAAUCACUCUAUAUUACUAGAAAAACUGAAGCACUACUGUAUUCGAGGCAUUAUCAAUGAGUGGUUUUCGUCAUAUCUGACAGGCCGUGCACAGAUAACUCAGGCUGGGCUUGAAAUACGGACAAGGCAGUCUCGUUAUCGGGUGUCCCUCAGGGUUCGGUUCUAGGACCAUUACGUUUAGCUACGUUUCGUACUAUAUGUUAACGAUAUGCAAAAUUGCUCCGAUAAAGUUCUACCUUUUCGCUGAUGACACAAAUCUGCUGUACGCUGACCGAAAUUUAAAAUCUCUCGAGACAGUCGUUAACUGUGAACUUCUAAGCGUAUAUAACUGGUUAAUUGCAAACAAAUUAUCGCUAAACAUUGAAAAAUGUAACUUUUUCAUAUUUUUAACCGUUAUCAUAAAAGGCCAAACUACCAACUAAAUCUAAAACUUUUCGACCAUUAUUCAUUCACUGAUUCAUUCCUCUGGAACGCAAAAACUUAGACUAGUCUACGUAAAGUACUUGGGAGUGCUCAUCAGUUGUCAAUGAAAACAAUUUGACUUGGAAGCAAUAUAUUAAUCAAUAUAUUAACUUGGAAGCAAUAUAUUAAUCUUAAAACGGUUGGCAUAGUUGCUAGACUCAAUCAGACACUUCGUAUCAUUGAAUACCCUCCAGAGUCCAAACUAUUUAUAAAGCUCUACUUUCCUCUUGUAUUAGUCGUCUGGGGACAAGCGGCCAAGACUCAUGCUAACAGCAACUAUUUUUGCUGCAAAGGCGUGCCCUUCGUGUGAUUUACUUUGGCCAUUAUACAGCUCACGCGAUUCCAUUUUUUUGCGUCCUCUAAGCAUGCUCUAUUUUAAAUCAGUUGCUAUUCUGAUGCAAGGUAUCACAAACAAUUUAGCACCACAUAAUAUUUUACGUGGCUUAUUCAACACUACUCGGAUCAAGUACGUGUUUAUAACUACGCUAGAUCUUCGUCAAGAGGUGAUUACGAAAUUAAAUUUUCAAGACUGGAUAAACAAGGCAAUCAUUUUCAAGAUUGGGGGCCACAAUAUGGAAUUGCAUACCUCCGAAUACUGGAAAAAUCCCAAAGCACACCUUUAAAAAGAAAAUACAUGAUUGUUUACCUCAAAUCAGUCCUUUCCCAGACAGACGACUAUCCUGAUCUACCUACCCUUAGUUAUUAGGACAAAAGCAACGAACUCUAAAUCGUCCUUAUCCGCACUCAUUCAUUAUCUUUGCAAUAUCAUUUUAAAAGUAUACUUUAAGUUUCUGAUUCAUUUUCUGUAUUCCCUUUAACCUCAGCAUUGUUUUUAACGUAACGUUCCUUUUGCUCUUUAGAAUUUGUACAAUUUAUAUCAAAUACCUUUCUUGACUUGUCAAUUGAAUACAAUUUGGAGUGCGUAUUUUGUUUUAUAUACUAGACACUGCCCACCUAGACUAGCCUUUGCUAUUUGUAUGACAGUGAGAAAAUAAAAUUGUAAAUCUGAAUUAUCCAAUUAAAAAAAAAUGAAAUGAAAUGAAAACUCACAGAGCAAGAAGCGAUCUAUACACAUAAUAAGGGUAGAACUCCGCGAACACGGGCAAUAAAGACAGCGUAACAAAACUUGUCGAAACUGGGAAUUAACUUGAGGCCCUCAUGGUGGUCAUUUUCGUCCUUACAAGGCCAAAAAAGAGGGGUUCUAGGGACGACUGAUGGGAAUGAUCUGUUGGUCAAGAAGACCCACCUUGCGCAAGCCCAAUUCCACAGGGAACCUACCUAACUAAUUGUUACUCAUCUGGGCCGCAAUAAAAUGAAGUCGCUUGGAGUUUUUAAACGGAGCUCAUUCACUACCUUCUGUGCCAUUUUAUUGCAAAGUAAAAAUUAUCUUUAACCUCAAGUUACUACCUUACUCAUACAUUGGACGUCACUCGCUAUGGCAUUGACAAAGAGACGUUAACGUUCCGUCCGGCACGGCGCAUAUCUGAUUAAUUCAAAUCAACAUUUUGCAGUCAGCUCCCUUUACAACGGACAAUGUAGGGACCUUGAGUUAGUGUCCUCAUUAGCGAGAACCCGCGGUAAUAGCGGGAGUUUACUCAGUCAAACUGUUAUGUUUGCCAGGGAUUUAGCUGCUCUCCGUAUUAUCGCGGUGUCCGUUAAAGUGGAGUGCCUGCAACGCGAGUGUUGACUGUACUAAAUGAGGCUGAGUAGGAUGUGAAGAAAUAUGCAGAUCGAGGAGGAUGUUAUCGGCCGAGGCGGAUAACAUCCUCUAAGAUAUGCGUAAUUCUUCACAUCGUACGAAAGCCAAAUCCAAUAAUUGUUUGAUUAUUCAUUCGAAUUAUUUCUAAGUUUUGAACAAGAUUACCUCCUCGAAGACUUUCUGCAAACCUUUGGCAUGUUUCUCGGCACGGUUUCAAAAGCAGAUGUUUUUCCUUUCAACUCCUCAAAAAGUAGAUAAAAUCCACCAAGCGAUAUGUUUAGCGUAUUUUUGUGUUUGCAGAUUUAGUUAGAAAUCAGCUAUUUCGUCUUGAGAUAGCCGUGAACACCAUUUGUUUUCGCUCACUCAUGAAUUAACAACUUAGCGGCUUGGCGAUGGUCUUUUGCCCUACCAGCCUCGUUUCCAAUGAAAUAUACCAUCAAUCAACCUCGUUGCCAAUCAAACAUACCAAUGAAUCGAUGGUAUAUUGCUCACAUCUUCCAAAUAUGGUAAGCUCCUGUUGUUCGUGAAGGAUAAACCGAAGAAUUGGAGCCAAUCAGAAACGGCGAAAUAUUUCGAAUCAAUAAUAAAAAUUGUUAUCGUCGACGUUGUUGGAAAUUGUGACAAACUUGAGUUGUGGACCUCGGUUCCCUUAUCCUCUCUCUUUGGUUUUUAAUCUCAGGUACAAUUAUUGUUCAUUCAAAAUAUUUCUCUGUUUCUGAUCGGCUUUUUAAUCAGCUCAUUUUGACUAAUUUUGGAAGAUGUUUGCUGAUAUCAACACAAUUGCAUGACAUCAAUUGUACAUGUACGGCUGAUAAUCGACAAAAAAGCAUAGUGGAAAGCCCUAUUAGUAGCAGUCAGCUGUUUUGGUAAAACCGUAGCCUGUUUCAGGCGCCGAGAUAGUCGGGUCCGUGAAUAUGAGAAAUUAGGGACUUUUUAAGAUCCAACGACGCGGACGGCAACAAGAACGUCAAAAAAAAAAAACAAAAACAAAACAGAACAAAAUGUUUAAUAAGCAAAACAACAACUUUGCACGUGCGUCACGCUCUUUUGUACAUUUCUUCGCCCGUUUUCGCACGACUACGACGUGAAAAUGUCUAAUUUCGCGUUUUAUGGAGGACGUAAACAAGCAACGACAAAAUUUUGUUUCUGCUGCUGUACUUGGAUAUGGUCUCUAGGAAUUCAACUCCUGGAGGGUUCGCCUGCAUUUGACAAAGUAAGUGGAUAGGAACAAUUUCGAUAAAGACUGAAAGAACCCAAAUUCACUUUUUACGCGACGUUUUCGUUGCCGUCGCGUCUUUGGAUCUUAAAGUCCCUAUUGAGAAAGCGCCAACACGAAACUAAAACGGGAGGAAACUGGGGAGAGUAAGGGCCCUCCCUUCCUUUUUCCCUUCAUGCACCGCUCCCUUAUCCUAGGGCCAGAUCACGCACUCACAUCUUCGCGUGCCUUUCACUAACGCGUCAUCCCCACUAUCUGAGAGCCUGAAACAGGAUAGUAAAACCAGAGAAGAGAAGAUUUUAAUGCACUCGUUUUGCGACGAGGAAAAAGCCGAACUACUGCCAAAGAACAUAACAAGAACAGCUAAAAUGCAACUCGAAAAUUACUAACAUACAUCUGCUAGAGUAAACAUAUUAACUUUAUAUCCUGAUUUGCCAAGAAACAGGGAAACGAUAUGGGCCCGGUUCCUUGAAAGAUGGCUAAUUUUAACCCAGGAUUAAGUGUAAUAGGCGAAUUCGAAAUGGAUUUUAUCAGCAAUGAUGACAUAACUUCUGUUUUAUGCAAACAUGUAAUGUUGCUUUUUGUGACCACCUCCAGGUCUGAAAACGGGUGUGGAAAAUGAAUUUUUUUUGCCUGAAACUGAGGGUCAGUAUUUGGAGAACCGGGCGACACACCCCCAUCAAGAAUUCCCUGGAGUACCCCCCUGGGGGAGAAGCAAAGGAAUUUAUGUGUUUUGCUUCCCCUACCCAAAGCGACAUCACAGUUUCUUUAGCAUUCAUUUGUUGUAUAGUUUAUGGCACUGAUAUCCGCACCUCCUCCUGGCUCCAGUCUUCAAGUAAGCUGGUACCUGUUUUGUAAAAUUUUACUUACCGUUGGUUCUCUUUAAGUUCAACGACCGUGGUCAUGAUCUCUGAUGUGAGGGAAAAGAAGAUCUACACCAUACUUUCUUUGCUACUGUUGUUGUUGUUGUUUAUGCUUUAUUACAACUUUUUGUCACACAUUUACAUACAAAUUAUAAACAACAAAACAAAAAAAGAUACAAAAGUCACAAAACUAUCGUUAAUCUUAUACAUGAACAAAAGAGGAUAAACGACGAACAAAAGGCUUAAUGGGUGGGGAUCCCAGGUAAGUGAGGUAACAUGUGGCUGGUCACCCCAACUAUUAUGUAAAUGCCACCAAAUUAAAAUGAGAGAUUAUAUGGACGGGCGGGUUACCUCACCUAAGCAGGUUACCUCACCUACCUGAGGUGCCCCACCUCCAUGUAAACAGCCCCUAACAGAAGCAGUAUUCAUUAUAGCAAGAAAGGAAGGCUAAUACACACAAAGGAAUUAUCAGUGGUAUUAGGGUGAGUAGCGCCAAAAGAGCUAGAGAGUUGAAUUUUUUAGACGCCGUUGAGAAAAAUCCAUUAUUUAGAUCGAUAUUUGUUUGCUAUUUUCAAAAGUAUUGUCAGAAUUAUUGGGUAUAAAACAUUUUCGUUUGAACAUGACAUUUGGUCUCGUUCACAUCAGAGUAUAUGAUCAUUAAUGACAUCAAAAUCGUAGGUGAAUUAUUUCCCACUAAUGUGUUGGAUUGCUUUCCUUGCGGGCUAAUUAUUGACCCUAGGUUUUUGUCGUAAGAAAAAAAUUAAAAAAAGAUAGCCUGUCGCCUUUUAAUUGGAAAUUUGCAAUUGAAUAGAAAAAAAAAAUCGCUUAUACAAUAAUUAUCAUGACAGUGGCUGGAAGUGCCAUAAAACUGUUUACUCUGUGUGAAGUUUGCAUUUUUAUGACGAGUUUGCAUUUUAAGAAGCAUAAAAUAUGUAUGAUUAUGUUGUUUUGCUUCAGGCAAUAUCUUCCAAAUAACUACAAGCUUUGGCAAAUACCCAUAUAUAUUUUUACAUCAGUCUAAAUCGUGUCCAGCAUUUUAUGGGAUAUUAAUUUUAAGUUAGAGUGACCGUCUAGAUUUAUUUUGUUUCAAAUUACAGAACCUGCUGCUGGGUUUUGAUUGGUCAGAUGCGAUACGUUCCUAGAUUAUCAUUUGAUAAACGUCGAGUCGAGACUGGCAAAUUGAUGAUAACUCUUUGCCGUCUAAUUUUAUAAAGUCAUUGUGGUGAAAUCUGUGUCUUUUAGCAACUGGGAAGACCAGAUUAGCUUCAAAUUUUCCAAUACAGUAGCUUGUGAACAGCAUCAGAAUCCUAACAAACAAGACUGAAAUGAAUUCGAACCAAACAUUCGUCAGCUUUGCUGACUCACCAGAAUUUAUCACCCUGGCUUUGUUAAGUUGUUUUUCUGGCAUAAUGACCAUUGGAGGAAAUGCAGUUGUUUUAAUCGCCAUUUUCAGGACAAAAACCCUCCAUUCAAUUUCUAAUUUUUACAUUGCUUCGUUAGCUGCAGCGGAUUUGUUAGUUGGAGCUAUUCUUAACCCUAUCUUAGCAGUUAAAGGUGUGCUUAUCUAUCUCCAUCCCGAUCCUCAGUGGCUUAAAGCGGGAUCUGUGUUCGACAAGAUAGAAGAUUUCGCUUGGAUUCAAGCUGUUGUUGCCUCAACCUUUGGAUUAACAGCUAUAAGUGUUGAUCGUUACAUAGCUGUAAACUUCGGCUUACGAUACGAGCAGCUGUCAUCUUUAAAGCACUGCAUUAUCGCUAUCGCAACUGUGUGGGUAUCCUCUUUGAUCUUCGCUAGUGUUCGUCUUUUCCUGGGUAAUAAGCUAGAGCAUUUAUCCAUUCUCUGGGUCGUCACGGCCAUCAUAACUUGCAUCUUGCCGUUUGUGAUUAUAACUUUCUGUUACGUGAACAUUUUCAGAGCCGCCAGGCAGCAAGUUAGAAGGAUUCUGAACGAAACAUCACUUCCAUCAAACGCGCAGAACGCGUGGAGAAGAAGUAAACGUCUUCAAAUAAGCCACCAAAAAACAGCUUUAACCAUCGGUAUUGUUGUAUUUCUGUUUAUCGUUCUUUGGAUGCCAAGUCUUGUAACAUCAAUGAUCCAGCUUAUUUUGUCAAGUUCCCAAAAAGCAAAAGAUAAAGAAACUUUAUUAAUUAUAGAGCGAAAAAUAUGGUUGUUGGUUUGUUUAGUGGCUUAUGUAAGUUCCGCCUGCAAUCCUUGGGUUUACUCCAUCAGAUGUAGACAGUUUAGGGUUGCUUGCAAGCGAACUUUUAAAUGUUUU
Porites lobata is the source of this 8509-nucleotide messenger RNA. The record is from the annotation of a GenBank genome assembly. NCBI's taxonomy places the organism in Eukaryota, Metazoa, Cnidaria, Anthozoa, Scleractinia, Poritidae.